This is a messenger RNA of Lathyrus oleraceus (garden pea), 2354 nucleotides long. RefSeq names its product pentatricopeptide repeat-containing protein At4g25270, chloroplastic. Lineage: Eukaryota; Viridiplantae; Streptophyta; Magnoliopsida; Fabales; Fabaceae. The record is from RefSeq and is a predicted model, not a curated record. The transcript has 2 exons. The coding region runs from base 82 to 1749 and encodes 555 amino acids. Gene Ontology annotation, biological process: RNA modification. Gene Ontology annotation, molecular function: protein binding; RNA binding.
CUUAAAAAAUCUGCAACAAACGGUCCACAACCAUCCCACUUUAUUCUCUGGUAUCAGACGCCACUCACUUCCGUCGUGGCCAUGGCGUCGUCGUGGUUAUUCUCUACUCCGUUCGCCGUCGUCACCACCACUACCCUCCGCAACUAUUCCACCUCUAACAAUGGCCCUGCUGUAAGUAGUAGUCCUAAAGAGUACAGUUCAAAUGAUAUAUUGUCACUUCUCUACACUUCAGCUAAAAAGAACACCGAUAACAAGAAACCUAAGAAACUAAGAAAAUGGGAAACCCAAAAAGGAAAAAACACAUUUUCUUACCCACAAUCCAAGCCAACUCCACUUAUAAUUCACCAACAACCAUAUCCUCAAACCAAAUUUCAAGCACUUGAACAAAUCCUCAAUGACCUUGAAGAUUCUAUAGAGAAAGGCAUCAAAAUUGACCCUGAAAUUUAUGCUUCUUUGUUAGAAACUUGCUACCGUUUUCAAGCUAUUCAUCAUGGUAUUCGACUUCACCGCCUUAUCCCACCAACCCUUUUGCAUAGAAACGUUGGUAUUUCGUCUAAACUUGUUAGGUUGUAUGCUUCAUUUGGGUAUAUGGAUGAGGCACAUGACCUGUUUGAUCAAAUGACUGAACAAGAUAUGUAUGCAUUUCCAUGGAAUUCACUCAUAUCUGGAUAUGCCCGAUUGGGUUUUUAUGAUGAUGCUAUUGCACUUUAUUUCCAAAUGGUGGAAGAGGGUGUUGAACCUGACUUGUUUACCUUUCCUCGGGUUCUUAAAGUUUGUGGUGGAAUUGGGUUGGUUCAGGUUGGGGAAGAGGUGCAUCGUCAUGUAGUGCGUUCUGGGUUCGGCGAUGAUAGAUUUGUACUUAAUGCACUUGUUGACAUGUAUUCUAAAUGUGGCGACAUUGUGAAGGCGAGGAAGAUCUUUGACAAGAUAUCUUUUAGAGACUCGGUUUCAUGGAACUCAAUGCUCGCAGCUUAUGUUCAUCAUGGUCUUGAGGUUGAGGCAAUCAACAUUUUUCGCCAAAUGCUUUUGGAAGGGGAAAAACCUGACUCUUUUUCUAUAUCCGCAAUUCUUACUGGCGUGUCAUCACUUGAUGUUGGGGUCCAAAUUCAUGGAUGGGUAAUCCGACAAGGUGUUGACUGGAGCUUGUCCAUCGCUAAUUCAUUGAUUGUUGUGUACUCCAACCAUGGAAGGUUGGAUAAGGCACGUUCCAUAUUCAAUCAAAUGCCAGAAAGGGAUAUUGUUUCGUGGAACUCCAUAAUAUCGGCUCAUUGUAAACACCCGGAAGCCAUUGCUUAUUUUGAGAAAAUGGAGGACGCCGGUGAAAAUCCUGAUAAAAUAACAUUUGUUUCAUUGAUAUCAGCUUGCGCCCAUUUAAGUUUGGUGAAUGAUGGAGAGAGAUUGUUUGCUUUGAUGUGUGAAAAGUAUAAAAUAAAACCAAUUAUGGAGCAUUAUGGUUGUAUGGUUAACCUGUAUGGUAGAGCAGGGCUAAUCGAAAAGGCUUAUAGUAUCAUAGUUGACGGGAUGGGCUCUGAGGCUGCUGGUCCAACUCUGUGGGGAGCUUUAUUAUAUGCAUGUUUUUUGCAUGGAAAUGUAACUAUAGGAGAGAUUUCUGCAAACAAGCUUUUUGAAUUAGAGCCAGACAAUGAACAUAAUUUUGUACUUCUUAUGAAGAUCUAUGAAAAUACAGGAAGAUUAGAGGAUAUGGAGAGAACUAGAAAGAUGCUGGCUGAAAGAGGGUUGGAUCACUAGACAGCUCUAUAUUUCCAAAAGCCUUGGCGCUACAGUUGCAGAUAGCUUGACCAUGCUCAGUUCCUGUUUCUGUAUCUUGGCGAGACCUUCUCACCUGUUCAGCUUUUUGGAGCCGCUGUUACUGUUGCAACAACAUACAUGGUUAACUUCAGAGUGAAUUAUGUGGUCAGUUUUCUACUGGCUAUUUCAGCGUAACCCCAAUGAAAAAAUUGCUACGAACUCAAAUUGGGAAUGCUAGUGCUUUUGGACAAGGAGAGAAGUUUGAUUCAUAUGUGAUCUUAAGCACUUGCUAUACGGCUUUACAAUGUAAAUACAAUUUUGAUUAGUUAGUUCAGGCUCCGAGCCUCUUCCUACACAUAAUAUAUAGCAGAAAAUUGUAAGUUACCAGAGUUGAACACAAACCUUGUACAAGGAAAUAUUGUUUCCAUACAAAUCUUCUUCCUUGUAUUAGAUGACUUUACUGUACCAAAAAAAAAAGAUGACUUUACUGUUACACUAGCUAGGACUGAAUAAGAUUGUAUAGAUAACGACUUGUUUUUGGAAAGUUUUGUAUAUGGUGAAUUGUUGAGCCCACAAAUGAAAUAUACAUCUCGGGUUAGUGUUGA